Messenger RNA from Emiliania huxleyi CCMP1516, 1210 nucleotides. RefSeq lists its product as hypothetical. The transcript is spliced from 10 exons. The record is from RefSeq and is a predicted model, not a curated record. NCBI's taxonomy places the organism in Eukaryota, Haptophyta, Isochrysidales, Noelaerhabdaceae. The annotation marks the transcript as partial.
AUGCCGCGCUUCCCGCACGGGGCGGUGUCGGCCGCCGCAGAGCCGGCCGCCGGCGCGGACCUCUCCACCCCUCCGGGCAGCGGAGGGAGCAGCAGCCUGCGCAGCGCGAGCGGCGGCCGGCAGCGCCUCAUCGUGUCGGUGACGUCGUGCACGACCCGCCGCAUCGCCGGCAGCGAGCCCUCCCUCGGCCGAGCGAAGCUCGCGGCCCGCCGCAGCUCAUCCGGGCUGGCGCCCCACCCGUCCGCCACCGGGAGCAGCCCGCCGGACCGGAGCCCUCCGAAGCGCGGCGCGUGCGCCGGCGCCGAGUCCUCCAAGGAGCUCGCCGGCUCUCGCACGGACGCUUCGGCUCCGGUCGCCUCUGAGGGCCGCAUCUCCCUCUCGGGCCGGAUGUCCUCCUUCGACGAGGGCAGCGGCGACGAGACGGGAGCGCUCGUCCCCUCGGGCGGCAGCGGGCGGCGGCAGCAGCUGGUCGACGUGGCAAUCGAGUGGCCCGAGCUCGGCAUCAAGGUCGACAGCUUGCUCGGCGACGGGAUGCAGGCGCUGCCCGCCUCGCAGCUGCUGCAGCACGACCAGGCGCCUCUCAUGAGGCUGGUGCGAGAGAGGGUUGCCAGGCUGCGCAAGCUCGCGGGCGCCGCGGAGGCCCAGCCGAGUGCGGGUUACCAGGUCUUUGUCGAGACGGGAUCGAGCUUCUUGAGCUGGCUCGAGCGGCUCCCGAUGUCGCAGCGGCUGCUCAUCUUCAGCUGCCUCCUCGAGGCGCUCCUGCUGCUCAUCUAUGGCGAGCUCCCUCGCCGCGCGGCCGAGGCUGACACCGCCCUACGCGUGCUCUCGUUUGUCGACGCGGCCAACUAUGCGAGGAGGCUGUACAAGGCCGUCUCCUCACAGCCCGAGGUGUCGGGGCAGGCGACGCGUGCCGCAUGCCCGCUCGAGUGCGACGGCGACGGGUGCGACAAGUCCGGCUCGCUGGGGCCCAACGCCACCGCCGCGGAGCUCCGCGUGGCGUCCAUCCUAGCCGACCAGAGCGGCGGCGGACGGUGGCCAAUCUUGGAGGCGGGGCGCACUCUCUUGCGGCGGGCGGCGGUGAACGGCAGCAGCGAGCCGGAGGCGUAUGCGUCCGAGAUCCGAUUCGGCGGUAUGGCGCAGCUGUCGGCACCGGAUGCGGAGGCGCUUCAGGCGACGAUACAGAGCACGGUUCCGGAGAUGAUGGGCCCAG